Conger conger (European conger) is the source of this 9191-nucleotide messenger RNA. It is a transcript of the gene nbeal1, whose product is annotated as neurobeachin-like 1. The record is from RefSeq and is a predicted model, not a curated record. Gene Ontology annotation, cellular component: cytosol; membrane. Gene Ontology annotation, biological process: intracellular protein localization. NCBI's taxonomy places the organism in Eukaryota, Metazoa, Chordata, Actinopteri, Anguilliformes, Congridae. Gene Ontology annotation, molecular function: protein kinase binding.
AAAACCCCACUACCUUGCCCUCAUCCUGUCAUGGCUUUCCCUGAAUGCAGGCUGCACCACGCAAUACUUUCACGGCACUAACAUAAUAACCAGCGCAGCUUGUUGGUACAUGGAAGUUGGAGUGGAGUUGCUGUGUACUUGCACUGUACUGUGGAAAGCGCCCUGGGCUGGUAUGGGUUACUUCGAAGGAUUGUCUCGUCACCGAAGAGCAGUGAGAAAAGGCGAUUGUGCGUAACUCGGCUGAAGUUUUUCAUUGCGCUAUUUCGCCGUUUAAAUGCGAAAUAUUUCGCAUAAGAAGACUGAAAAUACGCAGUCUUGAAGACAGGUUGGAGCCCACCAGCCAGGGCGAUUCCUUAAAAGUGUUCUGCCACUAAACGGAAAGAAGAACGAGCAAAACUGAUAUUUUAAUCCAGAGGAACAAACCGAAGACUUGGACCGUGACAGUGCAUCGGGAAACAGGAGCCAUUGAGCGCAAGUCAUUAGGGAAUGCAUAAUUCAGUAUGGAAGUUCACACCACCAACAAAGGGUUUCAAUUCACGCUAAUGGAAUUAAUCCCGUCCUAGGGGAAACCCACCAUGGAGCAGUAGGCUAUAUUUUAUUGUUGACACCCUUAAAACAGGGUUGCUUCUCGUGGUGCCGUGUUGGGUCCUUUUUGCGGUCCACGGCGGAUGUGAUACUGUCGGUAAAACCCAUCAACGAGUAGGUGAUGUCGAAUGGCUUGCAGAGGACAACAGCUCGAAAGAUGAGGAGUGGAUUGUGAAAAUAGGAACGUUGGGAUAUAUGUUGUCUGCAACACGCAUCGUUGAUAAUGGCAUCCAAAGAGAGACUGUACGAGGUGUGGAUGCUUUACUGCAACAAGAAGGACCCGGACUACCUGAAGCUGUGGCUGGAGAACUUUGUCGGCUCCUAUGAGAGAUGCCUGGACGUGGACUUCGAGAAACCGCCCUCCAGGCUGGAGGAGGUUCCCCCGGUGAUGUCACUGCUGCCGGACAACAUCCUCCAGGUGCUGCGUCACCAGCUGCUGCAGUGCGUCAACAAGGUGUCAGACGGGCUGGAGCAGGAGCAGCAGAACCUGGCCCUGCUGCUCGUCAAGUUCCUCAUCGUCAUCUGCAGGAACCUCGCUAAUGUGGAGGAGAUCGGCACCUGUUCCUACAUCAACCACGUCAUCACCAUAACAACGCUGUACAUUCAGCAGCUGAAGAGUAGGACAAAGGAGAAGGAGCUGGCAGACCAGACUCCAGCGGAGGAGUUUGUGCGGCACGCCCUGGCCUUCUGCGAGAGUCUCUACGACCCGUACCACAACUGGAGACACCGUGUGUGCGGGGAGCAGCUCAGUGCAGUAGAGAGGAGCAGACAGAAGUACAAGGCUGCGCCCCUGACUGUGGAGUUUGUCCCAUUUUUCUACCAGUGCUUCCAGGAGAGCGAGCACCUGAAGGGCAGUCUGAAAUGCGGGCUGCUGCACCUGUUUGGAGCCGUGGUGGCGGGGGGACAGCGGAACGCGCUCCAGGCCAUCUCCCCGGCCACCAUGGAGGUGCUGAUGCGGGUGCUGGCGGACUGCGAGUGCGGGGACUCGGACGACUGGGACUCGGACGACUGGGACUCGGGGGACUCCUCGGCCCCGGACCGCCGGGCGCUGCUGACGCUGGGCUGCCUGCGCGAGGUGGUGCAGCGCCUCCUGGCCAGCAGCUCCGACCAGCGGCAGGUGGAGAUCGGCUCCGUGCUGGAGAACUACUUCAAGCUGCUCAACUCUGACCCCGCCGCCCUGCAGGCCAAAGGUCGCGGCACGCCCGCCCAGCAGAAGCGGUCCCGGCACUGGGAGAGCCGCUUCGUGGCCCUGCAGGUCCACAUGCUGGACACCAUCAGAGAGAUGUUUGAGUGCCCCGACCGGCCCGUUCUGCAGGCCAUCUUCCUCAACAGCAACUGCUUCGAGCACCUGACCCGCCUGCUGCAGAACAGCAAGGUGUUCCAGGGACGGCUGGACUCUCUGGCCGUGUCCACCAUCAAAGCCCUGACCACCGUGAUGCACAAGUCUCCGGCUGCCAAGGAAGUGUUUAAGGAGCGCAUUGGCUACAUACACCUGUACGAGGUGCUCUACUCCCUGGGCCAGCCCUCCCGGCACCUGCUGAAGGAGCUGAUGAACAUGGCGGUGGAAGGGGAGCACUCCUCGGUGGGGAUCUUGGGGAUCAGCAACGUGCAGCCGCUCCUGCUGCUGGUGCAGUGGCUGCCCGAGCUGGAGGCGGAGCUGCAGACCUUCACGGCCGACUGGCUGCGCCGGCUCUGCUGCAUCAACCGGCAGACCCGGGCCACCUGCGUCAACGCCGCCAUGGCCAUGCGCCUGCUGGCCGCGCUGGGGCACCGCGCCCGGCUGCACCGCGCCUGCGCCGAGAGCCUGGUGGCCCUGCUGGGGGCGCUGGGCGGCCAGUCGCUGAGCGGGGGCGAGCUCCGGCAGCUGCUGAGGCUGCUGCGCACGGACGACCCCCGCCGGCCGCACCCCUACGUGGGGCCCGUGCUGCGGGCCGUCCUGGGCAUGGUGCGCAAGCAGGGCCUGGAGAGCGCCAUGCAGUACUUCGACCUGUCGCCCAGCAUGGCGGGGAUCGCCGUGCCCACCAUCCUCCGCUGGCCCGGCUCCGCCUUCAGCUUCUUCGCCUGGCUGUCGCUGGACCAGGACCAGCAGGGCCUCAGCAAAGGGGAGAAGAGGAAACAGCUGUACAGUUUUUUCACCCCAGGAGGAACAGGGUUCGAGGCCUUCAUCAGUUCAGCGGGGGUGCUGGUGGUGGCGGUGUGCACUAAGAAGGAGUACGUGACCGUCAUGCUGCCGGACUACUGCUUCUGCGACUCCCUGUGGCACAGUAUCGCCGUGGUGCACGUGCCAGGGAAGAGGCCGUUCGGGCAGAGCCAGGUGUUCAUCUACGUGGACGGACAGCAGAAGCUGUCUGCUCCCCUCAAAUACCCAACAAUGACCGAGUCCUUUUCUUCCUGCUGCAUCGGAUCGGCUGGCCACAGAACCACGACCCCGCCCCCGUCUCAGAUCCCUGACCCGCCCGUUUCCAUGGCGCCCGCCCCGGGCCGGUCCUCGCUGGGCGGCAUCCUGUCUUCCCCGGGCUGGGGGGGUCUGCUGGGGGGCAAGCCGGAGUCUGUGACCAAACUGAUCUCCGCGGGGACCCAGGACAGCGAGUGGGGCAGCCCCACCUCUCUGCAGGGCCAGCUGGGCGGGGUCAUGGUGUUCCACGAGCCCCUGCAGCCCGCGCACGUCAAGGCCCUGUGCAGCGCAGGACCGAACUGCAUCUCGCCUUUCAAGAGCCAGGAGUCUGAGCUUGGGGACCUUCCCGCAAAACUCUUGCUGCACUACUCCCCUAAGGCUUGUCGGAACCCCAUCUGCCUGGACCUGUCCCCAAACCUGCUGCACGGCCGUCUCACAGGAAACAAGGUGGUGAACUGGGACAUCAAGGACAUGAUUAACUGCGUGGGGGGGCUGCCCGUGCUCUUCCCAAUCCUGGAGCAGCUGGCCGUCCUGCCCCCUGACCAAACCGCCGAACCCCUGGGGUCAGAGUUCAUCACCCCUGACCUGGCCACGCCGGCUGAGGGGGAUUGGGUCAUCCUUCCCUCCAAUAGGGCAUCAGAAGCACGGUUGGAGAAGAACAUGGUUGCCACCUUCCUGCUGGUGAUAAAGCACUUCAUCCAGAGGCAUCCAAUCAACCAGGAGAGCCUGCUGCAUUCCCACGGAGUGGCCACGCUGGGAGCCCUGCUGCAGAAGCUGCCUGCCAGUAUGGUGGAUGUGAGUGUGCUGGUCUCUGCCCAGCUGCUGGUGGAGCAGGUCACCUUCGAGAAGAACACACAGCUUCUGCAGCAGCUACACACACACCUGCUCUUCAACUUCACCAUCUGGAACCAGGGAGACUUCCCCCUGCGCAUCGGUCACAUCCAGUACAUGUCCACCAUCAUUAAGGACAGCAGGAAGCAGUUCAGGAAGAAAUACGGGGUGCAGUUCCUGCUGGACACCAUCCGCCUCUACUACGGCAGCGGUAGCCGGGAGGGGGACCUGAGCGAGGAUGACGUCCGCACCAUCCGGGCCUCCCUCUGCGGCCUCCUCAAGUACUACAUCAGCAAGGGCGUGACCCAGGACGAGCUGCAGAGCAUUCUGGGAUACAUGGCAGCCAUUGGUGACGAGGAACAGCUGUGUGGGAUGCUGGAGCUGCUCCUGACCCUGCUGCAGACCAGCGCGGCGCGUGACCAGCUCUUCCUGCUGCUGUUCGAACCCGGAGCCGCAGACACCUGCUACGGCCCGCUGCUCAACAGCAAGCACUCCGACAAGCUGAGAGAGCUGGUCUUUAAGCUGUUCGAGCGCAUGCUGCGCUGUGACCGGGUUUAUGAGAAGAGUAAGCAGAGGCUGACUAGGGAGGUGGGGUACUCUGGCCUCACGCUCCUGUUCUCUGACCCCUGCAUCACCCCCACCCUGGUCAGGUGCCUGCUCACCCAGGUGCUGUCUGCAGACGCAGUGGUGAACUAUAAAGACCUGAUGGCCCUGGUACAGCUGACCCAUCGGCCGGGCCGAGUGUACGUCUGCAAGUGUGCAAGAAGUUGUACCAGCUCCUACAGUCCCAGCAGGAUGCGGCGCUGCAGAUCUCUCGGCAGCUCUGCUGGCAGGAGACCGGGGGGGCGGGGCGACAGCAGCAGCACGGCCAGUCUGGAGCUGAGCAGGAGCAGCGGGGGCCGGCCCGACCCCGCCCUGGAGAGACGGGCCCUCCUGGAGGCUCUGGGGCGGGGGAGGAGGAGAGGGGGGAACCCGGGGACAGCGCGGGGGACAAGCCGGCUCCGUGGACAGCCUGGAGCUGCUGUCCCUGGGGGAACCGCCCGCCGACGCCCCGGGGCCCAAGCCCUGGGCCGGGAAAGCCGGGGACUUGAGUCUGGACCUGACCCAGGCCCGGCUCUACGAGGCGGGGGACAGCGGCAGCCAGACCCCCGGGAGCGUGCCCAGCACGGCCGGUCGCCCCUGGAGACCGCCAAGCCUUUCCCCGGCACCGCCCCCGAGCGUGAGGUCUCCACCGGCUCCGCCCCCCUGGAGGACAGCUUUCUGUUCGGAGACGACCUGUCGCUCGGGGAGGUCCUUCAGCAGCCUGGAGAGACAGAGGAGGAGCUGUGCCGCAUGCUGCUGGAGGUGGUGCUGUGUGUGAUGUGGAGGGGUGAGGGCUCUGAUGACACAGCCUGGCUGGAGCGGGGUCAGGUGUUCUCCGCCCUCACCAAGCUGGGCACCGCCAACGAGCUGCUGCUGCCCGUGGAACCACAUCAAGCUGAGGUAGCCCUGCUGGAGAAGAUGCUGGAGUGGGCGGUGUCGGAUAACCGGGAGGCCACGGCGGCCAUGUUGCCGCAGACACGGGAGAACGCGGUGCGGCUGCUGCACAUGCUGCAGGACUUCCUGCAGGCCGAGGGGCUGGUGAACCCGGCGCUGUGGACCGAGAAGGUUCUGGAAGAGGCGGUGACGCUGAUGGACAGCCUGAUGGUGUGGUACACCUCAGGGACGCAGUGGCUGGAGCUCCAGGUGGGCACCCGCCUGCUGCUGGGCUUCAUGGCGCAGGACGACAUGCAGGUGUGUGCCAUGGCCGGCAAGCUGAACGGCAUCCUGCAGACCAAGCGCGUGGAGACGCAGGACGAGGCCUGCUACCCUGGCAGCCUGGAGGGCAUCCUGAGCCGCUCGGUGCGGGAGCAGACGGAGACGUACUCCUUCCUCAUCCCGCUGCUACGCACGCUGCUGUCCAAGAUCCACAAGCUGCUGUACAUGGAGCUGCACCUGCCCUCGCUGCCCGACACCAACGGCUCGCCCUCCUUCUUCGAGGACUUCCAGCUGUACUGCAGCUCCCCGGAGUGGAGGGUCUACCUGGACAAAUAUAUCAUCCCGUACAUGAAGCAGUAUGAGAUCGAGAUGUUCAGCCAGGGCCACGAGUCCAUGGCUCUGUUCUGGAAGGACUGCUUCGAGGCCUUCAUGGUCAGCCUGCACCGGCGCGAGAGGGAGCGCGGGGAGAGCAAGAUCCGCUUCCAGGAGCAGUUCCUGGAGCCGUACUCUCGGCGCGGCCGCCAGGAGAACCUGCGCUACAACAGCAUGCUGAAGCAGCUGCACAGCCAGCACGGCGCCAUCCUCAGGCAGUGGAAGGCAUCGCGGCGCAGCCUGGUGUGCGAGAGGGGCCCCUGGGCUGAGAGGCAGCAGGGUGAGAUGCACUGGCGCGUCUCCAGCGCAGAGAACUACUCGCGGAUGCGGCUCAAACUGGUGCGCAACUACAACUUCGACCCGCACAGCGAGGCCAGCGCACUGAGGGACAACCUGGGUGUGCAGCAGCUGCAGGUGUGCUCUCAGUCUCUGCUCCUGGAGGCGGUGAAGCAGGUGAAGGUGAGCGACCUGGAGGACGACACUCUGGAGCUGCCUGAGGACGACCCCGCCGGGGGCAACAACCUGAGCGAGGCUGAGGAGGCGGGGCAGAGGGAGAAGCUGGUUCUGUGGGAGGACUGUGAGAUGGUCACCGUGAUGGACGUCAGCCCCGGCCGCCUGGAGCUCACCACCCAGCACAUCUACUUCUACGACAGCAGCACGGAGAAGGAGGAGGGUGUGGGUUAUGACUUCAAGUGGCCGCUGUCGCAGAUCCGCGAGAUUCACCUGCGCAGGUACAACCUGCGGCGCUCUGCCUUGGAGAUCUUCCUCAUCGACCAGACCAACUACUUCCUCAACUUCAAGAAGGAGGCGAGGAACAAGGUGUACAGUCGUAUCCUGCUGCUGCGCUCCCUCAGCCUGCACGGAACGCGCUCUCCUCAGGAGCUGCUCAAGGCCUCCGGGCUCACUCAGAAAUGGGUGAACAGGGAGAUUUCCAACUUUGACUACCUCAUCCAGCUCAACACCAUCGCAGGGCGUACCUACAACGACCUGGCGCAGUAUCCUGUGUUCCCCUGGAUCUUGACGGAUUACACCUCUGAGGAGCUGGACCUCUCUGACCCGCGGGUGUUCAGGGACCUGUCCAAGCCCAUCGCCGUCGUCAACGAGAGGAACGCCAAGGCCGUGAGAGAGAAAUAUGAGAGUUUUGAGGACCCCACAGGGACCAUCGACAGGUUCCACUACGGAACCCACUACUCCAACGCCGCCGGGGUCAUGCACUACCUGCUGCGGGUCGAGCCCUUCACCUCCCUGCACAUCCAGCUGCAGAGCGGCAGGUUCGACUGUGCGGAUCGGCAGUUCCAUUCCAUUCCCGCCACCUGGCAGACCCUCAUGGACAACCCCAAUGAUGUGAAGGAGCUCAUCCCAGAAUUCUUCUAUUUUCCCGAAUUCCUGGAAAACCAGAAUGAGUUCGACCUGGGCCGCCUCCAGAUCUCCAAGGAGAGGGUCAGUGACGUCAUCCUUCCCAAAUGGGCCAAGUCUCCCGAGGACUUCAUCUACAAGCACAGGAAAGCCCUGGAGUCUGAGCACGUGUCGACCCACCUGCACGAGUGGCUCGAUCUGAUCUUCGGCUACAAACAGAGAGGCCCUGCAGCCGUGGAGGCACUCAAUGUCUUCUACUACUGCACGUAUGAAGGUGCGGUGGACCUGGACGCCAUCACAGACGAGAAGGAGCGCAAGGCCGUGGAGGGGAUGAUCAGUAAUUUCGGACAGACGCCCUGUCAGCUGCUCAAGGAGCCCCACCCGGUGCGCCUGUCUCUGGAGGAGGCGGAGAAGAAGAAGGCCAGACUCGACUCCUGCCCCCUCAGCAUCUUCGAGCACCUCACCGAGCUCAAGUCCUUCUUUGUGGAGGGCAUCAGUGACAAUGUGCCCCUGGUCAAGGCCAUGGUUCCCAAAAACCAAUCCCACUCGUUCAUCACCCAGGGCAGCCCUGACACACUGGUGACUCUGAGUCAGAACGGCCUGAUGGGGGCACACGCAUGGCUGCCCUACGACAAGAACAUCUCCAACUACUUCACCUUCAUCAAAGACCCCACUGUGGCCACUCCCAAGACCCAGCGCUUCCUGGGCGGGCCUUUCUCCCCGGAAGUGGAGGUGACGGCGCGGCUGUUUGUGGUGUCACAUGACGGGAAGCUGCUGUUCAGCGGGGGUCACUGGGACAACAGCCUGAGGGUCACCUCCCUGCUGAAGGGCAAGACAGUGGGCCAGCACAUCCGACACAUGGACAUAGUGACCUGCUUGGCGACAGACUACUGCGGCAUCCACCUGAUGUCAGGCUCGCGGGACACCACCUGUAUGGUGUGGCAGGUGCUGCAGCAGGGUGGGGCUCCGGUGGGCCUGUGCCCCAAACCAGUGCAGGUGUUGUACGGACACACGGAUGAGGUGGUGAGCGUCAGCAUCAGCACAGAGCUGGACAUGGCUGUGUCAGGAUCAAGGGAUGGCACGGUGAUAAUCCACACCAUCCGGAGAGGCCAGUACACGCGCUCCCUGCGGCCGCCCUGCGAGAGCUCCCUGCCCCUGUCCAUUCUGCACCUGGCCGUGUCCUGGGAGGGCGGGUUGGUGGUGCACACCUGCGUGGAGGGCAAGGCCUCGCUCAAGGAUAAGAACGCUCUUCACGUGUACUCUGUGAACGGUAAACACCUGUGUACGGAGAGCCUGCAGGAGCAGGUGACCGACCUGUGCGUGUCCGGGGAGUACAUCGUACUGGGCAGCGAGCAGGGCUUCCUGUCCAUCCGCCAUCUCUACAGCCUGGCCCUCUGCGCGGCGCCCAUGGCCAUGCGCGUCCCCGUGCACUGCGUCUCCGUCACCAAGGAGCAGAGCCACGCCCUGGUGGGGCUGCAGGACGGGAAGCUGAUCAUCGUAGGCGUGGGCAAGCCGGCCGAGAUGCGCUCGGGCCAAAUCACGCGCAAGCUGUGGGGCUCCAGUAAGCGCCUGACCCAGAUCUCAUCCGGGGAGACCGAGUACCACACCAGGGACCACAACUGACGGGCCCCUCGCCCCCAAUCACAAAUCCCCCCCCCCCCCCCCCCAACCCUCCCCCUCCACACUGCCUCCCGAUUGGCUCUCUGCCCUGUUAAUCACUACAGCCUUCACCCAAUGGAAGGUGAUGGAAUAAUGCCUGUGUUUAAUUGGACGUCACCGCUCCCUGCUUUGACCCGGACCGUCUGUUCUUCACACGUUGAGACUGUGAGGUCCGGUAGGGCUGCACCCCCCACCCCCUCCCCCCAGCUGACGGGACCGUAACCGAGCUUACCCAACCAGCCAGACCGUGUCUGGG